AUGGAUUUUGGAAGGAAAAAGACUCAAAAGUACACUUUCAAGAGUCCUAAGUUAGAAGACCUAAGGACAUUGGGAUCUUUGGUUGUUGACACAAAGGCUUUCAGCAAAAGAUAUGGACAUUUUCUCUCUCUUUUAAGGAUCAACAUGGAAGAUGGAGUUCUUUCUACUUUGAUUCAGUUUUAUGAUCCCGUGUAUCACUGUUUCACUUUCCCCGAGUAUCAGCUUAUGCCAACACUUGAAGAAUACUCUCAUUUGCUUAGUGUUCCUAUUUCUAGUCAAGAUCCAUUUUUUGAUUUGGAGGAAGAUCCCAAAGAUCAAGACAUUGCAAAGGCUCCUCACUUGAAGAUGUCAGAGAUAAGGGAUCACAUGACCACAAAAGGAAAAAUGCUUGGUUUGAUAGCUAAGUUUCUAAUGAACAAAGCUCAGUAUUUUGCUAGAAUGAGGAGUGUGGAUACGUUUAAGGCUAUUUUUGCUCUACUUAUCUAUGGAUUGUUCGUAUUUCCUAGUUUUGAUGACUUUGUUGCCAUGGAUUCCAUCAAGAUCUUCUUAAUAGGAAAUCUAGUUCCUACUUUGCUUGUUGAUGCCUAUCAUUCUGUUCAUAUGAGGAAUUCUUAUAGUAGAGUAAUGAUUACAUGUUGCAUGCUUAUGUUGUACAAGUGGUUUAUUUCUCACUUGCCUAGGUCUCAUGCUUUUUGGGAUCUUAAAGAUGGUCUUUUAUGGUCACAAAAGAUUAUGUCGCUCACACAUUCAGAUAUUGUUUGGUAUAGUCGUGACUAUGAUGGAGUUAAUAUCAUUGAUAGUUGUGGAGGAUUUUCUAAUGUACCUCUUCUUGAGAAGGUGAAGAUUGCUUUGACCAAAGCGCAGCGAGAAAGGGACGCUUGGAAGAACAAGUAUCAAAUCAUCAACAAUGAGGAUGAAGAAAUUAAAAGGCAAUGGAACAUGAAGAAUGAAGAAGAUCUCUCCAACAAGAAGAAGAAGGUGCAAGAGGAUAUAUUUUCUUAUGGCGUUCAGUCAGGUGCUCCUUGGAAGUUGAUCAUGGACAAGCUUGUGCUCGAGAAGGCUAAGGUGGAAGAAUAA
This is a messenger RNA of Lathyrus oleraceus (garden pea), 1077 nucleotides long. RefSeq lists its product as uncharacterized. NCBI's taxonomy places the organism in Eukaryota, Viridiplantae, Streptophyta, Magnoliopsida, Fabales, Fabaceae. The transcript has 2 exons. Bases 1 to 1077 code for a protein of 358 amino acids. The record is from RefSeq and is a predicted model, not a curated record.